This is a messenger RNA of Cucurbita pepo subsp. pepo (vegetable marrow), 1894 nucleotides long. RefSeq names its product putative pectinesterase/pectinesterase inhibitor 28. Gene Ontology annotation, biological process: cell wall modification. The record is from RefSeq and is a predicted model, not a curated record. Gene Ontology annotation, molecular function: enzyme inhibitor activity; pectinesterase activity. Lineage: Eukaryota; Viridiplantae; Streptophyta; Magnoliopsida; Cucurbitales; Cucurbitaceae.
AUGGCUUAUGAUGAUGAUGCUGCUGCUGAGAACAGGAAGCGCUACGCCAUCAUCGGCGUCUCGUCCAUGCUACUGGUUGCGAUGGUGGUGGCGGUGACCGUCGGAGUUAACCUGAACCAAGAUGGAACGAGCGAUCCGGCCACCGGAAAGAAGACUCAUGAGAUAUCUUCUUCUAUGAAAGCCAUCAAAGCCAUUUGCCGGCCUACUGAUUACAAGCGAGAAUGUGUUGAUAGCCUUAAGGGGUCCGGAAAAUCGGACCCGAAGGAAUUGGUUCAGGUUGGGUUCAAGGCUGCCAUGAAACUCAUCCAAGCCGCUGCUAAGAAAUCUGUCACCUUAAGAGAGGUUGAGAAAGAUCCUAGAGCUUCCCAAGCCCUUGCUGUGUGUAAGGAGCUCAUGGAUUAUUCUGUUGACGAACUUAAAUUCUCCAUUCAAAGGCUUGGCGCGUUUGACAUUAGUAAGCUCGAUGAGAUGUUGAUCGAUAUUAAGAUCUGGCUCAGUGCCGUUAUUACUUAUCAGGAAACUUGCUUGGAUGGGUUCGCGAACGCGACAGGGGACGCAUCGGAAAAGAUGAAGAAGGCAUUGAAGACAUCGAUGCGAUUGAGCAGCAAUGGGUUGGCGAUGGUGACGGAGUUUUCCUCCAUGUUGACGGAGUUGCAAAUUCCAGGGAUCGACCGACGACUUCUCAGCAUUCCAGUUCUCGGGCACGAGGAUUUCCCCGAGUGGGUCGACCCCGGUAUACAGCGUCUCCUCGCCGGUUCUCCGGCGAAGAGGAAGCCAAACAUUGUGGUGGCUAAAGACGGAAGUGGGCAGUACAAAACCAUUCAAGAGGCUAUAAACAAAGUUCCCAAGAGGAAGAACAACGCAACUUUUGUAAUCCAUAUCAAGCAAGGAGUGUACAAAGAAUAUGUUGUCAUUCAAAAAAAGCUAACCCAUUUGAUGCUCAUUGGUGAUGGCCCUAAAAAGACCAUAAUCACCGGAAAUAAGAACUUUGUCGAUGGCACGACCACGUUCAAGACCGCUACCGUUGCUGUUUCCGCAGAGCACUUCAUGGCUAGAGACAUCGGAUUCGAGAACACGGCAGGACCACAUAAGCACCAAGCCGUAGCAUUACGAGUCCAAGCAGACAAAGUAGUAUUCUUCAAUUGCGAGAUGCAUGGAUACCAAGACACCCUCUACGUACACACCAUGCGUCAAUUCUACCGUGACUGCACCAUCUCCGGCACGAUCGACUUCGUGUUCGGGGACGCAGCGGCCGUGUUCCAAAACUGCAGCUUCUUGGUGCGCAAGCCGCUGCCGAACCAACAAAACAUCGUGACGGCGCACGGGCGGAAGGAGCGGAGGCAGCCCUCGGCCCUGAUCAUCCAAAAUUCAAAGUUCAAGCCGGAUGCGGAUCUGGUGCCGGUGAAGAAGCAGUUCCGGUCGUACCUAGGGCGGCCGUGGAAGGAAUAUUCUAGAACGAUCAUAAUGGAAUCAUACAUAGAUGACAUAAUAGAGCCGGAAGGGUGGCUGCCGUGGGCGGGGGACUGGGGGCUGAGGACAUGCUUUUACACGGAGUUCAACAACUACGGGCCGGGGUCGGGGAAGUCGAAGAGGGUGAAGUGGAGGGGAAUCAAGAGCAUUACGCCGCAGCACGCGGUGGACUUUACUCCGGGGAGGUUCAUAUUGGGGGAUAGAUGGAUUAAAGCCACCGGAGUACCGUACGUUUCAGGGAUGACCAAACCCAAGGCGGGAGUUGGUAAUUGAUUAUUGUUAAUGUAAUUGUAUUGUUGAUCAUGUAAUUGUAAGCCCUUUUCUUUUCUUCCUUUUUCUCUCUUCAAUGUGGUUUGAGUUGUGUGUGGGCCUCAUUUUAUAUAUUUUCUUUCUUUUAAAUUUAAUUUUUUAUUUUUUUAUUGUU